AGCUUUCCCACCCGGCGGGCGGAGCCUCCGCCGGCAGCGCUGAGCGGCUACCCGGACACCCGCCUGGCCGGGAGCAGACGGGACCCGGCCCUGCUUCCGCCGCUGACCGCUGCUUACUCUGGGGCGGCAGAGCGGCCACGGCAGCAACGGGACGCGCGGAGGGGCGCUGGGGCAGAUGCCCUGUGCGUAUACCAGAGCUCCCAUCUCCACCGUGCCUUGCACUGAGUCUGCCCGACGAGAGUGACGUGAUCUCAUAUUCUUGAGAUGGCAGCUUACCUCGGUGGCCCUGAGCCUGGGGACCUGAUUGAGAUCUUCCGACCAGCUUACCAGCACUGGGCCCUCUACCUAGGAGAUGGGUACAUCAUCAACGUGGCACCCAUAGAUGAAGGGUCCACAUCCGCAUUUGCCAGCGCCGCCUCGGUGUUCAGCAGAAAGGCCCGGGUGAGGAUGCAGCUCCUCAAGGAUGUGGUGGGAAAUGACACCUACCGUGUCAACAACAAAUACGAUGACAUCUACCCUCCCCUCCCGGUGAAGGACAUCAUCCGUCGUGCUCAGAGGCUGAUUGGCCAGGAGGUGUCCUACGAUGUGCUUGGCAGCAACUGCGAGCACUUCGUGACGUCGCUGCGCUAUGGCAAAGCGGUCUCUGGCCAGGCUGACACCGCAGUCACUGCCAUGGCGGUUACGACAGUUGCCGCUGGUGUUGUCACCUUGCUGAGUUUCCUUCGCAGCAGAACCAGAGAGCGACAGUACUGACAGGCCACCAGGAUGAGCUCAGAGCAGGGCAGGAAGCAGCCUUGGAGGGACCUGGGACAAUUUGUGACCACAGCUACCACUAAGACUUACUAACAACUUUCACCCUUGCUGAGAGUAGCACUAACCUGUUUGCCACAUCUGCUUUCAUUUUACCCCCCGGGAUGAUUUUUGUGGUAGGCUGGAAGCACUUGCAAGGAAAUUCUCCACCCUUACACCCCCAGUGCUCUGCUGAGGGCUGGCGCAGGCUUCCUGCACACAUCCUGGUUUAUUAUCAGCUACAUCCUGUGAGCUCUUUCAGUGAAUAACCUAUUUUAAUUUGCUAUUUAAUUCAAAAUGUACAGGGAAAUAUUGCUGAGGGUUUAUUGUGUUUCCUCCAGCUGAGGGUCUGUGCAAGUGGAAAACGCCAGGUUCCCAGGCAUGCAGAAGGAUAGGCAGGGCAUGCAGUGCCUGAACUGAGCUCCUCCUCUGAGAGCAGGAGAUUGGAAGGACGGGCAGGUCUUGCAGGCUGUGCCCCUCGUUGUUUUAAAUGAUGCUGUUUUAAGUGAUGCUUUUGGCAGUGGUGUUUUGCACAUUUUUCUCCUGCCUGGAAGGUGAUCCUUUCCCUGGCUUCCCUGACUCCUUUUGAGAUAAGCCUGGGGAACAUCUGACAAAACCUCCCAGCUAGCUUUUUCUCUAGCUGCUGUUUGUUCCAGACUGAGGCUGCUGAAACUUCCCUCUUUGUGCCUGUAGUUGCAGGCUCUGGGCCUUAACAACCUUGCUAGAUCACAGACUCAUUCAGGUUGGAAAAGAUGCCUCAAGUCCAACCCUUGACCCUACUCUACAAAGUUCACCCCUGAACUGUUUGUCUCCAGGAGCCACAUCCAAAUGACCUUUAAACACAUCUAGGGGCAGUGACUCCACCACCUCCCUGGGCAGCCUGUUCCAAUAUCUGACCACUCUUGCUGUGAAAAAAAAUUCCAAAUGUCCAAUCCAAACCUUCCCCUUUGCAGCUUGAGGCUAUUCCCUCUUGUUCUACCACUAAUUGCCUUCAGGAAGACACCAGCACCAACCUCUCCACAACCUCCUCUCAGGUAGCUGUAGACAACAGCCAUGAGGUCUCCCCUCAGCCUCCUCCUCUUCGAACUAAGCAGACAGUUGCCCUUUGUAGGAUUUAUUCUGCAGGUCCCUGCACUGCUGUGGGUUAUGUACCUACUGAAUGAGCACCUGUGUUCCAGCUCCAAAUGUACACAGCUCCACUGUUUCCUUGUCAGAAAGCUGCUUUGUGGCUUGGCUUAGAAGAAAGCUGGUUUGGAAAAGUGAGGUUUAUGACUCUUUACAAGGAGUAUCUGCCUUAAAGCGUUUGGAACCAUUUAGUUGCAGACUGAGCAUUAAGAAGUUAAAUCCUGUGUUGCUUCUGCCACAAGCAGCUGCCUGGACUGUUAGAAGAGAGGAGGGCAAAAGAGCUGUGAGAGGCUUGCUAUUUCUGUCUCCUCUUGACAUGUACAUAACAGGAUCAGAAGCUUUUUUUAACAUGGGUUGUCUCAGUGUUUGAAAGAAGACAGCCAAGACUUCUGGUGACACUUUGUAGUGCCCUCAAUGACUACAUUUAAAUAAAGUUGAUGUUAAUAUUUUUUUAAUGUGGGGAAACACACCCAAAUAAAACUGAAUCUGAAAGUCCA
This is a messenger RNA of Pogoniulus pusillus (Red-fronted tinkerbird), 2411 nucleotides long. RefSeq names its product phospholipase A and acyltransferase 1 (gene PLAAT1). The transcript is spliced from 4 exons. Gene Ontology annotation, cellular component: cytoplasm. Gene Ontology annotation, biological process: N-acylphosphatidylethanolamine metabolic process. Lineage: Eukaryota; Metazoa; Chordata; Aves; Piciformes; Lybiidae. The coding region runs from base 265 to 753 and encodes 162 amino acids. Gene Ontology annotation, molecular function: A2-type glycerophospholipase activity; glycerophospholipid phospholipase A1 activity. The record is from RefSeq and is a predicted model, not a curated record.